CCAUUCCUCAUCUGUAUGGAUUUUGGUCGUGCUAGUAAAGAAACAGUGGACCCCACCUACUUAUGGAUUGGGCCUAAUGAAAAAGCAUUAACAGGAAAUAAUCGAAUAAGUGUAACAAACACAGGACAGCUGAUGGUGAAAGAUUUUCUAGAAGCUUUGUCUGGACUUUACACAUGUACUCUUUCUUAUAAGACUAUCAAAGCAGAAACUCAAGAAGAAACUAUUAUAAAGAAGCGAUAUGAUUUUAUGAUCUUUGCCUAUAGGGAACCUGAUUAUUCAUAUCAGAUGGCUUUGCGUUUCACCACAAAGUCUUGUAUAGGAAGAUUUAAUGACCUGCUUUUUAGAGUCCUAAAGAAAAUCUUGGAUAAUUUAAUCUCUGAUUUGUCAUGCCAUGUCAUAGAACCAUCAUAUAAAUGCCAUCUUGUUAAAGUUCCAGACCGUGGCCUCAUAAAUGAGCUAUUUAUAGCCUUUCAAGUUAAUCCUUUUGCACCAGGGUGGAAAACUGCAUGCAAUGUAUCUGUUGACUGUGAAGAUAUCACUAAUCAUAAUAUCCUCCAGGCAAGAGAUCGGAUAGAAGAAUUUUUUCGGAGCCAAGCAAACAUUUUAUCCCAUCACAUCAAUAGAAGUGUACCUGCUAUGCAUUUUGUGGACCAUAGUUUUCAGGUUGUACGUAUGGAUAGCUGUCGACCAGGCUUUGGAAAAAAUGAAGGCCUACAUAGCAACUGUGCUAGCUGUUGUGUGGUUUGUAGCCCUGGGACUUUUAGUCCCGAUGUUGAUGUAACAUGUCAGAUUUGCAUUUCUGUCCAUUCCUAUGGAGCUAAAUCUUGCCCAUAA
Dipodomys ordii (Ord's kangaroo rat) is the source of this 834-nucleotide messenger RNA. RefSeq names its product zona pellucida binding protein 2 (gene Zpbp2). The record is from RefSeq and is a predicted model, not a curated record. Lineage: Eukaryota; Metazoa; Chordata; Mammalia; Rodentia; Heteromyidae. The transcript has 6 exons. Gene Ontology annotation, cellular component: extracellular region; zona pellucida receptor complex; acrosomal vesicle. Gene Ontology annotation, biological process: binding of sperm to zona pellucida; acrosome assembly. Bases 16 to 834 code for a protein of 272 amino acids.